UGUCUAAAACGUGUCAAGUUGUACUUAUUUAUCUCAAUGUACCCUUGUUUAUCCAUUUCUUUUAAGUUUGAUUUUAAUUUGCCAAUUAUAUGAAACUUGUUUGCCUUACUUUGCCGAUUUCAGCACAUAAUUUAAAGUUAUUCCGAAUACUUCUCACCUUUAAAUUCUUUAAUUAUAGUGAGUGCAUUUGGACUACUAGCAAAUGUAUUAUCAUAUAUCUUACAUCCAAUCCAUUGAUCGAACGGAGAAAUUCGUUCCGAUUUGGUCCCAGGUUUCAUAAAAUGUUGACAAUCCUCAGUAUCCCCAGCAUCUUCGGUAAUUCGUAGAUGAGUGGACACUUUAAGUUCCACUUCGAAAGACGGCAAAAGCUCAAUAUUUGGGGCCUUCUACUGAAAAGAGUUAAGAAGGCAAUCGCAAAGAAUGAUGUGGAUUGGUAUGAAAGGAUAUUUACCUGGCAUUCUCAUUUCUAAUCAUUUUGCAUGACUCAGAAACCGUACAAACAGACGACGAGUAGCAACAUAUUUGCACAUAUUGUACAUUUUACAGGUUUAUUUACUCUUCAAAAAAUUCCAGAUAAAACUAGCCGAAAGAAGUAAGUAAUUGCUGAUCCAACAGUUCUUGAUACAAUCGAAUUGACUUUACACAACUAGAACGAGCCAAUUCAGACAAAAGUAUUUGAAUUCGUCGAGCAUAGCGUUAACUUAUUCUUAAUAAUGAAUCCCAAAGACUCUGGCGAAACAAAAUUUAAAGACAAAGACAUCAAAGACAAAGCACAACCAUUAAACUUCACAGAAUGAUUCUAAAAAAUUGGGGUGGGGAAGGCAACAGUGAAACUUAAGUAAGAGCGUCCAACCACCAUCAUUAUUCAAUUUCUCAGCAUUAACCACAUGGUUGUCCCAUCCGUCUUUCAGACUUCUGCACAAUCUGAACCUGACAGGCAGUCACCAUAAUGACCAUUCGCCUCCACGGUCUGUGGGCCUCCUUCCUGUUGAUCGGGGUGCUUCUCCUGAUUCUGCCCACGGCCAUUCAACCCUCUAAUGGAGGAAAACUCCGAUAUCUGCAAGUUCCAUUCCCGGAAGCUCUCGCUCAACAUUUGAUCAGAAAUGGAGAUCCUCCAGCAUUCCACUCCAAACAAGGGCGCUCAAUCUUAAGACCUGACACUUUGCCGAGACGAUCGAGAGCAAGCUUGGCAAAUCUAAGAGAAGUAGUUUCCACUCCAGGGAAAGAAAUCAAGGUGGAGGAGGCACUUGAAUUCCCCAUUCCAACAACACAUGUCAAAGAUGAGGAGGAGGAGGGAGAGCCAUCAGAUCUUGACAUACACUCGUUGUUUGGACACCCCGAUGCGAAAGAGACAGAAACCGUGGAGGAAUUUGAAAUGAAUACAAAGACACCCUCUGACAACAAAGGGGAGUCUGAUCAAAAGAUCAACAUGAAAGGGUCGUUUCCAUCAUUCGGACUUCAAUAUGGUAGGGGCUUGUGUUCCUACUACGCCUUGCAGGGGCUCUCGCCAGAGUUCUGCCGAGGCGCUUUGGCUCUCCAUCCAACGGAUGUGUCAGACCUGGCCCAGGAAAAUCGACAAGAUGACCAAGCCGAGUCUCAGAAUGAUAUCAACAUGAAGUUGUGCGAAUACUUCAUUUUGAGAGGAUAUUUACCGUUCUUUUGUCGCAAACAAAUGUCGAACAUGAUGGAAGAAAUUGCACAAGAAGAGCUGAAUAACUUGAAUGACAAAGAAAUACCUGGAUUGGUUAGACGGAAAUUGAACUUGAUUCGCUUGGGUCGAAAUGGCACCUUGAACAACGCCAAUGCUAACAACCCUUUAUUGGAGGCCUUCCUAACCUCGGUAACUAAAGGUGCUGGAGGCUCUUUGUCAAAUGGCCAAGGAUCGUUAAGUAAUGUUGGCUCAGCCAAUGACAAUGCCAAGCCAAAUUUAGGUGCUGGUGUUAAUCAAGGGAGUCUCUCGAAUCAAGAGAAACCCAACCUCUCUGGUAACCUUUCCAACUUCAAUGAAGACAAGCCCAACCUUGCCGGAUCUUUCUCUAGCUCUGAUAACAAGCCCGAUUUAGGGGGGUCCCUUUCGAAUGCCCAAAUUUCCAAUGGCGGUGGAUCAUUGACUAAUACUCGUCCGAAUCAAAGACCUAAUAGACGACCAAAUAGACCUAAUGGACAACAGAACUUCCUGCAAGCCAUUUCUCAACAAGGGUCUUUUCAAAACUUCCCUCAACACUUUGGCUCAACCUCUGCCACUCCUGUUCCCGUUGGUGGUUCCAUUCAAAACUUCGUUUCCCCCAGUGGAUCAAGCUUUUCAAACCGACCAGGAUCGUUCCAAACUUUUCAGUCCAAUCCAUAUCAAGGAGGAGUUUACACAAUUGGACCCUCUGGAUCUGUGUCGGGGGGUUUUGUGACACCUGGACAAAGUUUCAAUUCACCUAACAGCGGAGCCUAUUUGCCUCAGACUUUUGGAACUUUUCAUUCCGGUCCAAUCUAUGCCAGAUCCCUAGGUCAAAUUUCAGCUUUUGGGGAUGAAUCAUUCAACGGGGUAGAUUUAGCGUCUAAUAGACAAGAGGAAUCAGAAACGAUUAAAAACGUCGUUGGAGUAGCUCUGGCAGCCGGCGCCCUUUCAGCGUUGGCACAACAACAACAGCAACAACAAUAUUUCCACCAGCAACAGGGUUAUUAUCAACCUGGCUUUGGAGGACCCAAUAAUUUUGCCACACACCCUCCAACACCAACUUAUGGACAAAAUUAUUAUCCUGGGCAAGUCGUUGGGGUUGGAGUAAGAUAUCCAAACUAUCAAGGCAAUACCUUCACCACCACCACAACAAAUUACCCUCAAUCGAGUUUUGGAUCUUACCCAAAUUACGGACAACCAACAUCUGGCUAUUAUCAACCGGCUAUAUCACCUACCACACCGUUCUUCUCUUCCUCUUCCACGCCCUACUUUAUUAACCGUGCUGCUUUUCGCACAAAUGAAGAUUCUGCGGAGCAGAUUGGGCCUGAGGUCAAUACUUUGGGACCGCGACCUUCGGGCAUUCAUAGCGGAUUCAUGUAUUUUGCCCCAAACAUUGGUGGCCUUAAUGACGAACCCUCACAAUUAUCAACCCCUCAUUAUGCCUAUCAAACUCCCUGCAAUUGUCCGUGGUCACCAGUAGUAGUUAGCCAAUUGCAGCAUCUUCCAACGGUUUUAUUGUUACCCCAACCUUUUUACUAUCCUUACUACUACCCAAACUUAGUGCAGGUACCCGCCAAACCUGCAAAGCCAGAAAGAGAAGAAAGGCUGUCUGAGUAUGGCCUGUUUGCCAAUGGACUUUCCAGAGCAAAGAGAGACUCUGAAGAUGCUUUGGUCCCAGACUUGGAGGAAAGGGAAGAGGUCACAAACUCCACGCAAAAUAUUGAAGGCAUUGUGUCAAAAAACGCUGAAGAAUUAUUGGAAGAAGGUAUUGUGAUUAUUGAAGCCAUUGAAUCCGCGCAAUCUGAUGACAACACUACCGAAGCGCUCGAGAUUUCAUCCAAACCCCCUAUCUUGGAUUACCACAGUUAUGAAGAAGAAGAAGCAGCAGAAGAAGAAGAAACAAAGGAAGUCUUCGAGCCUAAAAACGAUUUGGACGUAGUUUUUGCCGAAGUAGAUCAAGAGACACCUGUCGACUCCGAUGAAAAAGAGCAAACUUCUCAUGACUUGCCAGCCCCUACUGUAACCAAUGUGAUUGCUAUCGGUUCCCAAUCUACAUAGAAGCCCUCUUCCAUCCAAAAGAACAAUCAUGUUCUCGCUCUUCAGAAGGACGGAUCUGUGGGAAUCACGAUUGGAACAAGGCAUCCCAAACCUCAAUCGGUGGGUCAAAAUUUUGUGAGGCAAGGGGGGAACGAACCUUCAACAGGGCAAUUGGCAGUAGCCACAGGAUUAGGGCUUUUGGCAGGCCAUGCGAUCACGAGUUCCUUAGUUAGCAAUCGGAGGCCUUUUCCCUCUAGUUUCUCCAACCAAUCACCAGCCUAUUACGUCCAAUCUCCAAUUCAUGGAAAUGUGUAUUCUUCUACGCCAGCCUUUGGAACCCCUCAAUUUGGAUCUCCAAUAAGCUCUGUAUAUAAUGGCAAUUACCAGCAACAGCCCAACUAUUACUUUACUCAACCAUAUCAAAGCACUACGAUCUACCAAUCGCCUAAUCCGUCGUUCAAUGAUUAUAAGCCUAACUUUCAAUCUUCUCAACUUAGCACCUCGCCGUUCUUUGGCAGAUCUUCGUUGAGACUCGUGAACUAUCCCCAAAACGAAUUUGUCCCACCUUUGUACAAGUUGGGUUGGGCUUUCUUACCUGGAGAAAAUGAGAAAUGAAUGGAAAGUUUCUCGACUUUUGAGUCACUCAAAAGCGCCAGCUUGGUUCUUGUACGCAAAUUGAAAUAAUUGGAGGCGAUAUUUAAAUGAUAUACUUAUGGGGUGCUUGUGGGCACAAACUAAAAAUUGGUGGUGGGCAAGUGAAGCAUUAAACACAAAGGGCAUUCAUCGAUCAAUGCUGGGGGUUGGUGUAUCUAAACCCAAUUUGGUAUACCACUUAUUUGUCAAUAUCAAGUUUGAUUCACUCAUUUUUUUUUGUUCAACAUUGAUUUCGUUCCCCUUUCGGGAGUUUUCAGCGUUAUUCUUGAACGCCAAUUUUGAAAAAAAUAAAAAAUUCUUCAGCUUUCUAUGGUUUUCUAAAUAUGUUUAUCUAAUUUACCUGAAUCAAAUCCAUUUUUUUGCCCGAUAGCCUUUAUCUUGAUCCUCUUUUUUAUAUAUUCUUUCUUUCUUCGUGUUUGUCAUUUGUGUUCUGGCUCUUAGUAACUCUGUAAAGUAGAAUGUUUGUUUGGUCAAGUAAAUGUCCAGCAACUGUCUUCUUAUUCUUAUAUUAUGAAAAAAUACAAUUAUUUUCACUUA
Messenger RNA from Tigriopus californicus, 4897 nucleotides. RefSeq lists its product as uncharacterized. Lineage: Eukaryota; Metazoa; Arthropoda; Copepoda; Harpacticoida; Harpacticidae. The transcript is spliced from 2 exons. The coding region runs from base 950 to 3727 and encodes 925 amino acids. The record is from RefSeq and is a predicted model, not a curated record.